This is a messenger RNA of Cooperia oncophora, 270 nucleotides long. Lineage: Eukaryota; Metazoa; Nematoda; Chromadorea; Rhabditida; Trichostrongylidae. The record is from the annotation of a GenBank genome assembly.
AUGGCCCCAGGGUUCAGUCCAACGAUUGCAGGUUACGCAAAGGCAUGGACUCAGAACCUGGCGCAGCUUACUGUAAAGGGUUCUGGUCACUUUGUACCGAUGGAUCGUCCAGCCCAGGCCCUUCAAAUGCUUGUCAAUUUCAUAACAAAUCAGCCAAACUACAGUAACCCGAUAUUUUAUGUGGACACAACUCCAAAGCCUUUGCUCACGGCUCCUGUAGCUCCACCAAACUGCACUCGCAAGGUCAACUUGUUUGUCUUCGUUCUGCUA